This is a messenger RNA of Siniperca chuatsi (mandarin fish), 4241 nucleotides long. RefSeq names its product ribonuclease inhibitor-like. The record is from RefSeq and is a predicted model, not a curated record. Lineage: Eukaryota; Metazoa; Chordata; Actinopteri; Centrarchiformes; Sinipercidae. Gene Ontology annotation, molecular function: protein binding. The transcript has 9 exons. Bases 2471 to 3808 code for a protein of 445 amino acids.
GCCCCACCGAGGCUGCACUCAGACCCGACCCCUCGCGUCCAAAAACGCCCCCGUGGAUACGUCAUGCUCAAGUGAACGAACGCUGUCCCGUCUCCAAGACAAUACAGGAAGGGUUGUGUUCUCGUGUUUCUUGGAACCACUGCGAUGGAUCUCCAAACCUGUCUCAAAACCACACUGAAGAACAAAUAUCAGAAACUGAAUGAAGCAUACUCUGAAAACGUAUUACUUCCUUCAAGACUUUGCUAUAGGGAGCUCAAGGGCGACUACACAUCAUCUAAUUCACACCAGCAUGAGUUUAGAUAUAUUGACAAGUCUGACCUUCAUACUUGGGUUGUUUUUCAGACUGUCCCGCUCGCAGAUAUUUUAUCAUGUGACUGCGAACAUAACAGCAGCAAAAGAACAGUCAUUACUGUAGGAGUGUGUGGAGUUGGGAAAACCACAACAGUGCAGAGUUGUGCUCUCGAGUGGGCCGAGGGGAAAGGGUACAACGACAUCCACUUCCUGUUUCCUCUCACAUUCUGGGAGUUAAAUUUGCUAAACUGCGAAUUGAGCCUAAUUGAACUUCUCCAGAUGUUCUACCCUGAUUUGAAGGAGCUCAAUGUUUCCAGCUUAAAUGAAAGCAACGUGUGGUUUGUCCUUGACGGACUGGAUGAGUAUCAUCUCCAGCUAAACUUCAGCUGUCCAACUGUGAGUGAUGUUUCUAAGGUAUCCACAGUGGAUAUUUUAGUGACCAAUCUGAUCAGGGGGAAUUUACUUCCCAGUGCUCAUAUAUGGAUAACGACCCAAUAUGCAACAGCAACACAAAUCCCUGAUUGCUAUUUACUUAAAAAGACUGAGGUUCAAGGGUUUAAUGAUGAACAGAAGGAACAGCACUUCAGGACAGUUAUUGGUAAUGACGAGCUGGCCAACAAAGCUAUCGACCACAUGAAAAUAUCAAGGAGUCUGGACUUCCUUUGUCAGAUACCUCCAAUCUGCACCAUCAUGGCAAAUGUUUUGAAGAAUCAUCUACAAGCAGAUGAUGGUUUUAAAAUCAAUCCUUUGAAUCUAACCCAGAUUUACACAAAUCUGGUCAAAUCAUCAAACCCAGAUAUUCUCACCAAGCUGAAAAAGCUGGCACUGCUUCGGACGGGAGAGGGUAAUGUAAUGUAUGAGUAUGAUCUUGCAGGGAGUGACAUAAGUGUUGAGGAAGCGUCAACUUUGUCCAAAGAGUGUCCGCUUAUGUUGAGAGAAGAGAAGGGGCUGCAUAACACCACAGUGUUUCGCUUUGGUCACUCAAGCAUUCAGGAGUUCUUGGCUGCGUCUGCUAAAUUGGAUGACAUUGAAGCGAGUUCUGUCCAGUCUGUUUGUUGUCAGUAUCUGGUGGACCAGGCGCUGCAGAGUGCUGAGGGAAAAUAUGAUGUCUUCCUUCGCUUCAUCUUUGGCCUCAUUAAGGAACGUGGUAUGUUGGAGCCCACCGAUCCGCUGUUUGACUACACCAAGAAGAAGAUCCUUGAGAACAUUUUGUCUGACAGCGCUGUGGGUCUGUUCCACUGUCUGAGGGAAUACGACAGCCAGGCUUUACUGAGUGAAGUCAAGUUCUUUCUGAAGUUUGGCUUCUCUCCAAUCCGUGAAUGCACUACAGUGCAUUGGAAUUUCAUGGUCCAAAGGACCAGAGCUUUUGAAGGGAUGCAAGAGAAUUUUGAGAUGCAAGUGUCCACGAGAUGUGAUGAAACACUCCUCAGGCAUCUACCAGCUAUUUUGAAAUCCAAGAAAGCAAUGUAAGUUCGUACUUAUUGGAUUCAGCCUCUCAUCAUCAUAUAUGUUCCAUGAAUAUUUGGACAUUUACACGUUUUUUGUUGUGUUGGCUGUCUGUUCCAGCAGAAUUAAUUUUUUUUUUAAAAAGUGCUUAAAAGGGUCAUCUCAUACCUCCUGUGGUAUGCCAAUAAUUUCAUAUGUAUGUAGCCAGAUUUUGACAUAUCGGGUGUGUUUAAUUUUUUAUUGCAAUUUGUCAUUGCUUUGAGCACCACAAACAAAAUUCCAUUUGGUUCAGUCGUAUUUGGGUCUGCUAGGCCAUCUCAAAAUGUGAAACUAUAAAAAUUAAACCAAAACUAUUUGUAUGGCUAGGUACCAAUACUAAAAUAUGUUUUUUUGUGAUUUGGGUGUACUGACCCUUUUAAUUUUGAAAGCAUUGUCUCUCAAUACUUCCCUACCCUGUCUGGUGCUGUCAGGCCCAAGCCUGUUCAUUCCUCCUGAAGAUGUAAAUCUCACUGAUGUGUUUCUAAUAGUUUUUGUACAACAGUAGAGAUCUGUGGUACAGAGGAACAACAUAUAUCAACGUUUGGAUACACAGACACUACCUUGUUAGUGGGAUCAGUUGAUUGUUGGUUUUGGUCUUUGCAUUUGAUGUGUUGACAAAAAAAUUGACAGUGUAAUCAUUUACUACCUUCACGUAGUUCGAGAUCUUCAGGCAAGGGCCUUCUGUCUGUCCAGGAUGAAAACUAAGGGGGACAGAGCUUUUGCUAUCAGGGCCCUGAGGCUCUGGAACAACUUGCCUGAAGAAAUUAGGCUGCGAUUCUCUAACCUGACAGAUAAGUGUUGUCCAGCCUUAGCAGCAAUCCUGAGCACAAAAGAGUCAUACCUGAGACAUCUGGACCUGGGAUACAACAGCAUCAGUGACAAUGGAGUCAGGACACUUGUGGAGGGGCUGAGUGAUCAAAAUUGCAGACUGAAAACACUUAGGUUGCAAGGCUGUGGAGUGACCUUGCAUGCCUGUAAAUACCUGGCCACAGCCCUGACACAGUCCCUUAAACUGCAAGAGUUGGAUCUCAGCAGGAACGAAAUAGGGGAUGACGGACUGCGACAUCUUGCAAAUGGUUUGAGAUCUCCUGAAUGCCAGCUACAAACACUGAAACUAUCACAGUGUAACAUUGAGCAAAAGGGCUGCUAUUAUCUGGCCUCAGCUCUGCAGAGGAACUCCGGCCAUCUGAAAGUGUUGGAUCUGAGCAUCAAUAUGGUCAGAGACAAGGGGGCCAUUGAGCUCUUUAAAAAAUAUGAUAUAUCGCAGCUAACAAAGCUGGAGAUGUACCACUGCGGCCUCACUGUGUUAAGUUGUGGAAGCAUUGGGGAAGCUCUGAAGUUUGAAACCAGCACUCUGGUAGAACUCAAUUUGAGCAACAACAACUUGAAAGAUGCAGGGUUUGCGCUCAUCUGCGAAGGCAUGUACGCAUGGUGUAGUCUGGAAAAACUCAAUGUUUCAAGAUGUGGAAUCACUGCUAUGGGUUGCAUUUAUUUGGCAAAGGUCCUGUGUUCAGUCUCGCAGCUCUAUAGUGGAUGGAUGCAAAGAACAGAUUGGCAGGCAGUCGAGCUGAAAGACCUUGACCUCAGCAUGAACUGCCUCAGAGACAAGGGAGUCAUAGAAAUUUCAGCUGGACUGAAGAAUCCGUACAGCCAUCUGAAAACUCUCAACCUGAGUAACUGCAGCCUGACUGAUGACUGUUGUGCAGAUCUUGCAUCAAGAUUGGCAUCAAAGGAGAGCGUUAUCAGUGAGCUGGACCUGUCUGUCAAUGACCUUCAAGAUAAGGGAGUGAAGAAACUCUGCGUGGGACUCAGAAAUCCUCAAUGUAAACUUGAAAAAUUAUUACUGAGGACAUGUGGCCUCAGCUCGAGGAGCAUUCAGUUCCUGACCACUGCUCUGAAGUCAAACCCCCAACAUCUGGCAGAGCUGCAUCUGAUGGGCAACACUCUGGAAGACUCAGGAAUCAGGAUGCUUAUGGAACUAACAAAGAACCAGAAAUACUCCUUACAUACAAUAGAUGUCUCAACAGAUUGAGGAGACAGACAGAAAGCAGACAAAAGGACACAAACUGCUCAAACUGGCUCACAUUUCUUAGACCACAUACUUCCUUGCAUUUCUGUGCAUAUUGUAACUGCAAUAUCAAGUUCUGUUUUGCUUCAUUCAUGUAGCUUAACCAAUCUCUUUUUAUUUUCUGAAUAUAUGUGUAAUAUACCCAAAACAUAUAGAUAGAUUAAUUGUUUAUUACUACUUUGUACUUUAUGUUUUUUAUACAGUGCCUUAGUUCUAAACGACAUGUGUUUUCUUAGGUUGCAGUGAACAGCACUUGAGAAAAGAGAGAGGGACAUGUAUGAAGAAUGUGUGCCUACAGUAUUCUUGUUAUGUACUAAACUAGUGAAUCCAAUGCAGGAUCUGAAAUAAAAUGUAAAUCUGUGACCACAAAAUAAACAGUUUUCUUUUUUUCCCCCUA